AUGGAAUCUGCAGAGGAUGCGAACCUAGUGCCGCCGCCCCACGACGAAGUCGAGGGAGCGGUGGAGCCACUCCACGAACUUGGUGCAGGUGAGCUGGUCGUUUCUACCCAAAUGGAUCUGCGGUACGAAGAAGUGCCCGAGGACGAAGUCCCAGAGGACGAAGUCCCAGAUGCGGAGGUGGACUUAGGUAGAGGGCCAUAG
Diplodia corticola is the source of this 201-nucleotide messenger RNA. RefSeq lists its product as uncharacterized. The transcript has a single exon. Bases 1 to 201 code for a protein of 66 amino acids. NCBI's taxonomy places the organism in Eukaryota, Fungi, Ascomycota, Dothideomycetes, Botryosphaeriales, Botryosphaeriaceae. The record is from RefSeq and is a predicted model, not a curated record.